GCUCUACUUCGUAGUGUUGCUCUUCUGGAAGCCAUCGCAGAGCAUUUUCCUGGAUGCCUUCUGCAUCGAUCAGGUGAGCCGGCGACGCUUUGGGCUUGGCCUCGUAAGCAUUGGUGCAUUUCUCAGGGCCUCAGACUCUCUUGUUGUCUUCUGGGAUCCGUCGUGGAGCCGUCGCCUUUGGUGUGUCUUCGAACUGGCCGCAUUCUUGCACAGUCGCAACGCCGAUGAGAGGAAGGUGAAGCUGACUAUCAGGCCAACACUGCUGGGUCCCUUCUUCAUCUCUCUGCCGAUCGCCCUAUCCUAUGUGAUGCUCGCACUCACAUUCUUCCCCAACAAAGACCACCUCGAAGGGACAGAUCCAGGCUUCCUGCGUUAUUUCGUUCUCUGGCCGUCCAUUGCGCUGUUCAUCUUGACUGGCUUCUCCUGGUCUGCGAUCAAGUUACGAGCAUACUUCCGUUAUGUGCAGGCGCUAGAGCAGGAUAUUGGGCAGUUUGUCGCCGACAGCAGCUCAUCCUACUGCUGCACUGUUGGACAUGUGUCUGAGGAUGGAAAGCCUCUAACUUGUGAUCGCCGUGUCAUUUUGCAGUGCAUCACGCUUUGGUUCGGCAGCAUCGAGAAUUUUGAGGCUCAUGUACGAACAGAUGUUCUGCAAUGCCUGCAAGAACAGCUUUCCACAGAGGUUUUCACGUACAAGCAGAUCGCUGUUUCAGCUCUGCCGAUGCUUUGGCAUCAUAUGGACGCAGCUGCCACGGCUCACUUUGAUCAGCUAUCGCGAGGGGAGGAGCCAAGUGGGGCGGCUUUGCAAGAGCUGGUUCGAGGUUUAGGCUGGGCCUUUGGCGUGGUGCCUGCGACGAUGAUCAUCGGGAUCAGGCUUUCAUACGUGUUGCAAAGCAGACGGACCUGGAUGGUGUGUGAGCUGAUGGUCAACCUCUGCAUCAUGGCAGUUGUCUUCCUCUUUGUCUUUGGAGCUCUGGUUUUCGAGCAGUUGGCUUGGCAAUUCUACCCCGUGGAUCAGAACAUGAAUGUCUGGGCCAGAAGGCUCCCAGGGACAGCCAUCUUCAGUGCUACCAUGCUCGUGAUCGCGGGCGGUCUUGCCACGAUCAGGUACUCAGCCGGCUACUCCACGGGUACAAGCGGAAAGAAUGCACAAGUCCACUCCCUGAGCGAUUGA
Molecule: messenger RNA, 1171 nt
Organism: Symbiodinium necroappetens
Lineage: Eukaryota; Dinophyceae; Suessiales; Symbiodiniaceae
Source: the annotation of a GenBank genome assembly